Gambusia affinis (western mosquitofish) is the source of this 1189-nucleotide messenger RNA. It is a transcript of the gene exosc3, whose product is annotated as exosome component 3. The record is from RefSeq and is a predicted model, not a curated record. The transcript has 4 exons. Gene Ontology annotation, biological process: nuclear polyadenylation-dependent rRNA catabolic process; CUT catabolic process; poly(A)-dependent snoRNA 3'-end processing. NCBI's taxonomy places the organism in Eukaryota, Metazoa, Chordata, Actinopteri, Cyprinodontiformes, Poeciliidae. Gene Ontology annotation, molecular function: RNA binding. Gene Ontology annotation, cellular component: cytoplasmic exosome (RNase complex); nuclear exosome (RNase complex). The coding region runs from base 144 to 878 and encodes 244 amino acids.
CGAAACGGUAUGUUUUGAUUCCUGAGCUGACUCGUAUCAGCUGCUCAUGCCCAGUCAUGAUCCUCCGGAGCGGUAGAGGGCGCUGCGGCUGCUCUUCGGGUUUCCGUGACAUUUCCUGCUAAGCUGCGCGGAGCUCUGAGAGGAUGUUCUCGGUUCUGAAGGAGCGGGUCGGGGAGAUUCUGCUCCCCGGAGAUGAGUUCUGCUGCGGCCCCCAAGACACCCUCCCUCUGACUGACAGCGGGAAGUCAGAGCGGCUGCUGGCCGGGCCGGGGCUGCGGCGGAGCGGCGACCGUCUGCUGGUGAGCCGGAGCGGCGUGCUGAGACACAAGGAGCCCAACAAGUUCUGGAUCGAGUCCCAGCAGAGGAGGUAUGUCCCGGCCAAAGGAGAGACGGUGAUCGGCAUCGUCACGGCAAAGUCCGGCGAUGUUUUCAAGGUGGACAUAGGAGGAAGUGAGGCGGCGUCUCUGUCCUACCUGGCCUUUGAAGGCGCCACCAAGAGGAACCGACCCAACGUCCAGGUGGGCGAUCUGCUGUUGGCCCAGUUGGUCGUAGCCAAUAAGGACAUGGAACCGGAGCUGGUCUGCAUCGACGGGUCGGGCCGGGCCAACGGGAUGGGCGUGUUCGGAACCGGAGGGUUGCUCAUCAAGGUGUCUCUGGGCCUGGUCCGAAGGCUCCUGGCGCCCCGCGGCAACCUCCGGGCCGACCUGGAGCAGCUGUUCCCCUGCGAGCUGGCGGUGGGGAUGAACGGCCGGGUCUGGGUCCGGGCCGGCACCGUCCAGCAGACUCUGGUUCUGGCCAACCUGCUCCAGAGCUGCGACGUCAUGACGGCGCCGCAGCGCCAGCAGCUGUUCCGGCGCCUCCAGCAGGGGGCGUUCUGAUUGGCUCAGAGCGGCAGCCAAUCACAGCCCUGCUGGGCCACUUACUGGUUCUGAUAGGUUCUGUUCAGAUCGGGUUCUUUGAUGACCGGAAGAGCCGACCCGCAUCAUGUUUGGAUCAGAACCAUGUGACUCGUCUCCAUGGCGACAGAGAAAAACACUUGCAGCUAAAGUUCUUGCAGGAACCCAGUUCGAUCUGCGCCGGUCACACCACCCGGUUCUGGUCACGUGACCCGUUACCAUGGAGACCAGCAGCUGGUUUGUUUUUAAAUCGGUGAAUAUUUCUAAUAAAUGGAUUUAUUUUUAUCUGUGAA